Molecule: messenger RNA, 1692 nt
Organism: Fusarium poae
Lineage: Eukaryota; Fungi; Ascomycota; Sordariomycetes; Hypocreales; Nectriaceae
Exons: 2
Coding region: 1-1692 (563 amino acids)
Biological process (GO): RNA export from nucleus; post-transcriptional tethering of RNA polymerase II gene DNA at nuclear periphery; protein import into nucleus
Cellular component (GO): nuclear pore cytoplasmic filaments; nuclear pore
Molecular function (GO): structural constituent of nuclear pore
Source: RefSeq, a predicted model, not a curated record
AUGUCAAAUACUUGCGUUGCAAUCGACCCCGAUGGUGACACUCUAGUCAUCCUCGCAAUCAAGCAGGACCCUCAUCCUCCGUCUACAGAACCCUCCGACUCCGCCAACUCCACAGAACCGGCCGAACCCGCUGGCACCCCAGACUCCCCGGAAUUCAUCGAGAAACAUUUUCUCUGCUCCAAGAAGCAUCUGACACUUGCAUCGCGUCGUGCUUCUAAGCUGUUCUCAAGCGCCUUCAAAGAAGCCUCAAAACAAGACGAUGGUCUUUAUCAUUGGAACUUUGGGGAAGUUUUUGACGCUCAAGCCUUUGAGCUGGUCUUGAAGAUAAUACAUGGAAAAACCCGCGGACUUCCCCAGAAUGCUGAACUGGAUCUUCUAUCAAGAAUUGCUUCUAUUGUUGAUGAUCUAGAAUGCCAUGAUGCUCUUUCGUUCUUCACUGAGACAUGGCUUUCGUCAUACGGUUGGCUUUAUACACUCCCGCAAAGAAUGGAUAAAACACUAGCACAACUUAUUCUCGUUUCCUUUGUCUUUGCGAAUGAAAAUCUCUUCCAGAAGUGUACACAGAGAGCUGCUCGAUAUACCAGCGAGGGUAUGCCUACAUUUGAUCUACCAAUCCGUGCAGAUAUUCCUAGUCGUAUCGAAGAAAGCAGGACAGAAAUCUUGCAAUACCUAGUUGAUGGACUAUAUAAGGUUCAAGAUGACCUUCUUCACCGGAAGCUGGGAUGCAGUGAGGGUUGUAGAGCUAUGCUCCUAGGAUCUUUGCUACAAGUUAUGAGAGCAGUCAGUCUGUACCCACGACCCGAGUCUCCCUUUUACUCGCUCAGACUCGACUUGAUUAUCAGCUCUUUGCGCGAUAUGCAGUCAUCGAUGUAUUACAGCUCGGUAGCAGAAAGCCCUGCAGGGAAACAUCCGGGUACAUGGCUACUACAUGAUCAGCCAACGUCUCCACCUGCUACCCAAUUUAAUGCUGUUACUACUCAAUCAACUUCAAGCCUUUUUGGGUCUGGUUUCUCACAUUUCGUUACCUCCACUACAGCUCAAAAUACCUCUGAUCCACGUCCAGCUUUCGGUGGACUCUUCGGUAGGGGUGCCGCCUCUCGGAACGACACUACUCCUAGAGCUGCCUCUGGCGGGUUAUUCGACACUUCAACUACGACUCAAAGUACCCCUACUCCCAACGCGACUUCCAGCAGUGGAUUCGGUGGAAGCGCCGCCCCUCAACGCGAUAACCCUACUUCUAGAACAGCUUCUGGCGGAUCAUUCGGCGCUUCUACUGUGUCUCAGAGUACCCCUACAUUUGGCGGUGGAUUUGGUGCUGCUCCUGCGGCUCAAAACAACACUACCCCCAGGACAACCAGUGGAAUUUUUGGUGCAAAACCUCAGCCUACUUCAACUCUCGCAGCUCCUUCUGGAGGACUUUUUGGGGCAAGGACCGUGCCUCAAACUGACAAUGCUUCUCGCAGCGCAUCUCACUUGCCGGCUGAUAGUCUUUUUGGAAAUUCUGCUACUGCUGGCGCGUCUUCUACUCCUCAAACAAGCGAUCCGUCUAGUACAGCUUCUACAAAGAACGAAGAGGCGCCUAAGAAGAUUGUUCAACACAGCUGCUGUCUGAAAAGUUUCAUUGAUCCUUUGUUGCUUGUAGCGGAGAGUAAGAUUCAAGGGUUGAAUCUGGCUGACUUUCCUCAACCAUAG